This is a messenger RNA of Sorghum bicolor (sorghum), 1477 nucleotides long. RefSeq lists its product as uncharacterized. The coding region runs from base 584 to 1249 and encodes 221 amino acids. Gene Ontology annotation, molecular function: nucleic acid binding; RNA-DNA hybrid ribonuclease activity. Lineage: Eukaryota; Viridiplantae; Streptophyta; Magnoliopsida; Poales; Poaceae. The transcript has a single exon. The record is from RefSeq and is a predicted model, not a curated record.
UUUGGCUUCAUCAGAGUCAAUAAUGUUCAUGCGGACAGACACACAUGACACAUCUAUCUGAAUAACGCAAGCCAUGCACGUUUUUUAGGAGCAUGCGCAGUAAUGGAAAUAUUCAAUUCAACCAUAUAUGCACGCCCAAAGCGUGUGCAUGGGGUGCUUCAGUUUUUAGGUGCCCCGAAGCAAGCGCUCUCCUCUCCUCCUCUCAAUCCCGGGAGUAAUACGGUUGCUUCCCGCGUUGGCGAUUCUGGCAAACCAUGCAAAGCAACACACAUAUACGUACCUCUCCCAGCAAGCAAGCAGCAGAGGACAACGCAGAAUUCCGACAACGGCGUAUGCUCACCUCCAGCUCCAGCUCCCCAGCCAUUUCAAACAACUCGAUCUCUUGAGCUCUUGGUUCCGUACCAUCUCAUCAUCCUCGAUCAGUUCUGCACGCCUCGCCAUUGUCCUCCGGCCAAGCCGCAGUUGGUCGAUCGCCUCGAUCCUCCGGUGAGCGAUCGCUUCAAGAAACGUGCGUGCACAUGCACGGCCGGCGGCGGCGCUAAAUAUAAUAGACGUCAACAAUUUUGCCGCCGGGGCCGGAACGAUGAUGCUGCGGGUGCACCGUCCUCUUGGCAUUGGCAGCAUGCUGCUGUGCCACCCUUUCUCGGCCUGCCUCGUCGGCAGCAGGGCGGCGUCGGGCGGGCGCCGCCGGGGGGAUAAUAAUAAUGGGUGGCCGCCGCCGGAGCCAUCGGCGAGCACGUGGAGGAAGCCGGAGCCCGGGCGACUGAAGCUCAACUUCGACGGGUCGUCGAGGCACGGCGGCGCGUCGUCGUCCAGGCGGCGCGCGAGCAUCGGCGGCGUGUACCGCGACCACGAGGGCGGGUUCGUGCUGGGCUACGCGGAGCGUAUCGGCGCCGCGACCAGCUCCGUGGCGGAGCUCGCCGCGCUCCGGCGCGGGCUGGAGCUCGCCGUGGCCAACGGCUGGCGCAGCGUCUGGAUCGAGGGCGACGCCAAGACCGUGGUCGACGUCGUGCGGAGCCGCGCGCGGGUGAGGGUGCGGUCCCCGGAGGACCUCCGCCUGUGCGGGGAGAUCGAGAAGCUGCUGCCGCUGCUCGACGACAUGAGCGUCUCGCACGUCCGGCGCCAGGGCAACCGGGUGGCGCACGGCUUCGCCAAGCUCGGCCAUGGCGCCGCGCGGCCCAGGGUGUGGCGCGACGUCCCGCCCGACGAGGUGCUCAGGUUCCUGCAGCGCGACGCCGAGGGGAGAUGAUGUGAUGAUCUCCGUCCCCAUGCGCGCGCGUGCAUUUCUCUUGUGCAGUUUGAUUGGCGGUCGAGAUCAUGCAUGCAGUUGCUGACUUUGUACAGAGUUCUGAUUGUACGUGAACACCAGCUUGGUUUUUCUUUUUUUUUUUUGACAAAUUGUCAACCGAGUGACAAAACACAUUAAAACACUUGAAUCUACCAAGCAAACUAAAUCGAGUGUCCCAAGCCUCUACAA